AUUGAAUUGUCCUCAAUAGGCGCUGCUGAGAUGUCUUCUAUUCUUGAAGAGCGUAUUCUUGGGGCUGAUACCUCUGUUGACCUUGAAGAGACUGGGCGUGUCUUAAGCAUUGGUGAUGGUAUUGCCCGUGUACAUGGGCUGCGGAAUGUUCAAGCAGAAGAAAUGGUAGAAUUUUCUUCGGGCUUAAAGGGUAUGUCUCUGAACUUGGAACCUGACAAUGUUGGUGUUGUCGUGUUUGGCAAUGAUAAACUAAUUAAGGAAGGAGAUAUUGUGAAGAGGACAGGAGCCAUUGUGGAUGUUCCAGUCGGUGAGGAGCUGUUGGGUCGUGUAGUAGAUGCCCUUGGUAAUGCCAUUGAUGGAAAGGGUCCAGUUGGUUCUAAGACCCGUAGGCGAGUUGGCCUGAAAGCCCCUGGAAUCAUUCCUCGAAUCUCUGUGCGGGAACCAAUGCAGACUGGCAUUAAGGCUGUGGAUAGCUUGGUGCCAAUUGGUCGUGGUCAGCGUGAGCUGAUCAUUGGUGACAGACAGACUGGUAAAACUUCAAUUGCUAUUGACACAAUCAUUAACCAGAAACGAUUCAAUGAUGGAACUGAUGAAAAGAAGAAGCUGUACUGUAUCUAUGUUGCUAUUGGUCAGAAGAGGUCCACCGUUGCUCAGUUGGUGAAGAGACUUACAGAUGCAGAUGCCAUGAAGUACACUAUUGUGGUGUCAGCUACAGCUUCUGAUGCUGCCCCACUUCAGUACCUGGCUCCUUACUCUGGCUGUUCCAUGGGAGAGUAUUUUAGAGAUAAUGGCAAACAUGCUUUGAUCAUCUAUGACGACUUAUCCAAACAGGCUGUUGCUUACCGCCAGAUGUCUCUGUUGCUCCGCCGACCCCCUGGUCGUGAGGCCUAUCCUGGUGAUGUGUUCUACCUGCACUCCCGGUUGCUGGAGAGAGCAGCCAAGAUGAACGAUGCUUUUGGUGGUGGCUCCUUGACUGCUUUACCAGUCAUAGAAACACAGGCUGGUGAUGUGUCUGCUUACAUUCCAACAAAUGUCAUUUCCAUCACAGAUGGACAGAUCUUCUUGGAAACAGAAUUGUUCUACAAGGGUAUCCGUCCUGCCAUUAAUGUUGGUUUGUCUGUGUCUCGUGUCGGAUCUGCUGCCCAAACCAGGGCUAUGAAGCAGGUGGCAGGUACCAUGAAGCUGGAAUUGGCUCAGUAUCGUGAGGUUGCUGCUUUUGCCCAGUUCGGUUCUGACCUCGAUGCUGCCACUCAACAACUCUUGAGUCGUGGUGUGCGUUUGACUGAGUUGCUGAAGCAAGGACAAUAUUGUGAGUUCUUUUCUUCAUUUGCCCAAGUUCCUACUGUGUCUGUUAUCUAUGCAGGUGUAAAAGGAUAUCUUGAUAAAUUGGAGCCCAGCAAGAUCACAAAGUUUGAGAACGCUUUCUUGUCUCAUGUUGUCAGCCAGCACCAAAGCCUGUUGAGCACUAUCAAGUAUGAACAUAAUUAAUGUCCUCUUUUUGUA
Microcebus murinus (gray mouse lemur) is the source of this 1503-nucleotide messenger RNA. Lineage: Eukaryota; Metazoa; Chordata; Mammalia; Primates; Cheirogaleidae. The record is from RefSeq and is a predicted model, not a curated record.